This is a messenger RNA of Esox lucius (northern pike), 1308 nucleotides long. RefSeq names its product transmembrane p24 trafficking protein 3 (gene tmed3). The record is from RefSeq and is marked provisional. Gene Ontology annotation, biological process: endoplasmic reticulum to Golgi vesicle-mediated transport; Golgi organization; intracellular protein transport. Lineage: Eukaryota; Metazoa; Chordata; Actinopteri; Esociformes; Esocidae. Gene Ontology annotation, cellular component: COPI vesicle coat; endoplasmic reticulum; COPII-coated ER to Golgi transport vesicle.
GUGUCACCCGGUUAUCGGAGAAACAUAGAUGAAGACAAGACUGGCUGCUAAUUUCCAUAAUUUAUUUUCUUAGCUUUUAUUUCUGCUAUAUAUAUAUAUUUCAUAGCUUUUCAAUUGCAAAAUGCGUUCACUUGUACUGUGCAGUUUGAUGUUACAUGUGAUUUUUGUUUGUUCUACGGAGUUGACGUUUGAGUUACCUGAUAACGAUAAGCAAUGUUUCUAUGAAGAGCUCGAGAGUGGGGUGAAAUUUGACAUAGACUUCCAAGUAAUUGCAGGCGGCAACUAUGACGUUGACUGUUUUGUAACGGAUCCGAUUAACAAUGUCCUGUACCAGGAGCGGAAGAAGCAGUAUGACAGCUUCUCUCACACCACCACUAUGAAGGGAACCUACAAGGUCUGCUUCAGCAACGAGUUCUCUACAUUCUCCCACAAGACCGUCUACUUGGACUUCAGGGCUGGAGAAGAGAGACCCUUACUGCCUGACAUGAAUAGAGACACUGCCCUGACACAGAUGGAGUCUGCCUGUCUGUCCAUCCAUGAGAUCCUGAAGGUGGUGUCCGACUCUCAGACAUGGUACCGGCUACGGGAGGCUCACGACCGCAUCCGCGCCGAGGAUCUUCACGAACGCGUGUCCUUCUGGUCUAUGGGAGAGACGCUGGUCCUGUUCAUUGUCAGUGUUGGCCAGGUCGUCGUCCUCAGGAGCCUCUUCAGCGACAAGAAGGGCAGCGUGGCGGCCAGCACGUAGACACUGGCGUGCACGGUCUUGCGUUGUUACUCUGUGUUAGUGUGUCAGCCACUAGCCUGAAUCCUCAACACGUUGCAACACUCAGAGUUCUUAAAGUUACUACGGACAGCGUAGGCUGUGAUGUGUGUAUGGCAAAACAUAAUCACAUCCACAUUUUUCUGGUAUGUAUAAGUUUUGGGUUAUGACGGCAGUUUACGGUGACUUCAGUCAAAAGAUUGUGCCGUGGUUAGCAAACAGAAAACCAUACCUUUAUCUGUCUGCUUUGACAUUCAGUUAUCCUCUGUUCAAAAGUUUCUCUUUGGAUACACACACACACCAAGUGCAAUUUGUGCUCAUAAAUGAAUAAGUGCAAUUGUUGAAUUAUUGUUUCUUUUUCUGUAAAAUUGUAAUUCCAUAAAAAAAAGAAACAUCCUGUUCAUUGCUUUGUAUGCUGUUACAUUACUUAUCAACUUUAUUAUUGUGAAGUGCUCCUGAUUUGUAGUGUUUGAACAUGAUUCAUGGCUAUGAGUUAAAAUCUAAUUCUAAAGAUGUGAAGUUCCAUUAAAUUUGAAAUAAUUUAGGUG